This is a messenger RNA of Laetiporus sulphureus 93-53, 2100 nucleotides long. RefSeq lists its product as uncharacterized. Bases 176 to 1879 code for a protein of 567 amino acids. The transcript is spliced from 5 exons. Gene Ontology annotation, molecular function: metalloendopeptidase activity. The record is from RefSeq and is a predicted model, not a curated record. Gene Ontology annotation, cellular component: mitochondrial inner membrane. NCBI's taxonomy places the organism in Eukaryota, Fungi, Basidiomycota, Agaricomycetes, Polyporales, Laetiporaceae. Gene Ontology annotation, biological process: protein quality control for misfolded or incompletely synthesized proteins; mitochondrial protein processing.
UCGAGACGGAGAGUCUGUUCCACGUCGCGCGCCCAUCAGAGGAUUCGAUGCCGCGAGCAGAUCAGGGCCGAAGGGACGCGUAGCGCUGAUGGAAGCGGCGAGAGUUAUCCGGACGUGAGAUACCCAUAGCGUACUACGCGUCCGCUCGGCAUCUUCCCGUCUACAACAAUGUGCGAUGUUGCGCUCACUCAUCGGCCCUUCCAUCCUGCGUACUCGUCCAGCUGCCAUCGCUGGACAGGCGCGAUGCAUUUCCAUCGAUGCCCGGAGAGCAAAAGAACGAAUAUUUCAUGUAACUCUGGUGGCUGAGAGAAGACGUCCAACGCCGAUCGCCCCUGUAUUCGUGCAACGUGCAAGAGACUUCCAUGCAACAUCCUCGCGUAAUGUCGCCUACAUCCCGUUGUUGCUCUCUUUCCUUAAAACGUCGACCGCCAUCCAGACUGCAAAUGCCAUCUCGCGCGUUGCUCUCACCUUCCUCCCAGUGACGUUUGUGAAGAAGAUGAUGGGCCACAAGCACCUGAACAAGAUUGAUGCCAAGGUGAACGACGGCAGGACCGACCUCGACGAGAAACGGGCAAAGGCGCUACGGACAGUGCGCUUCCACACCAUCGCCUUUCACGUCUUGCUCUUUACUCCAGUCCUGCUAUUCUGGCUCACUAUCAUGGCGAGUAUAGAGCGAACUCCCUUGACGGGACGAUUACGACUUAUCCUGUUAUCGCCCGAGGAGGAGGAGGAGAUUGCCGCACAGCUAGCAGGCGCAGGCUGGUACCAAGCCAUCGGCGAGAUCCUCACGGAGCACGGACAGGUCACGCUUAUACCGCCAACCGACUGGCGCUACGCCUGGGUGCGCGACACCCUCCGGCGCCUCGAAGCAGUCAUCCCUGUGCUCCAGCGCGAGCAGGAGCUACUUCCAGACUGGAUGGAUGGCAGUCCCGACGACGUGCCGCAACCUCCGCCAGCGGAGUUUCCUUUGCGUCCCCGCCCGCGUGCGUCAGAGUACUUUAGGAAGUUCGCAGAGGCGGCGCGUGCGCGCGAGGUGCACCCAGCGCCGCAUGGGAUCCCGGGCCCACCGUACUCGCUGGUUGUAGUGGACCAGCCGGGCGCGUCGAACGCGUUCUCGUAUGGGUUCGGGCCCGACGGUGGUGGAGGGAUCGUGGUGUUCUCGGGGUUCUUGGACGAGGUGCUGGCGAAGCGCUGGCCUGAUAUGUCUCUUGCUGUCGAGUCUCAGACAGAGCAGGGAUCGUGGUGGUCUCGGCUAUUUGGUAGCAUCCUCGGUGUGUCGUCUGCAGCGCCGCCCCAUCCGGUGCCUACAGAAGAGCAGACGUCCGAGCUCGCCAUCCUCCUCGCGCACGAGCUCUCGCAUCUGGUCUUGUCGCACCAUAUCGAAACGCUGUCUUCUGGGUCUAUCAUAUGGCCGGGCACCAUCUCCAUCGCGACGGACAUCAUUCGGGCGCUGCUCUUCCCGGUGACCAUGCUCUUUGGUCCCUUCAUCAACGACGCGCUUGCUCGGGUUGGCAAAGCAAGUGAGAGCGAGAUCAUCCGUCUAACCGAGUACUGCACUAGCCAGCGGCAGGAGGUCGAGGCCGACAUCGUCUCUGCGAGGCUUCUCGCUCACGCAGGCUUCGACCCGCGAGACGCCGUACAUUUCUGGGAGGGCCGCCAGGAGACCCCGCGAAACGCCGAGUGCAGCCCUGCGCUCGCGGAGGAGCGCGCGGUGUCCGAUCAGACCGAGAACAGGCUGCAGAGGUUGUUGAUGGGCUCGUCUCAUCCCAUGAACGGUGAGCGCGUCAAGCGCCUGAAGGGAGAGCUCGAGCGGUGGGAGGAGGAGAGGCGGAAGGCGAGGGAGGAACGGUCGGCGCAGAUGGGUAAGGAGGAUGCUUAAAUUGGCUCAUUAUCUAAAAGGAUGGCUGGAUGAAGUGAUGUUAUAUUCAGGGGGACAUUUAGUGCUCAUAAUUGUGUCAUUCUGUGUAUAGUCUUCGCUCGCAUGCAUCUGAUGUAUCUUUAGGAUCGAUGUCUUUCAAAACCCAACACUGCAAUGCUAGCCUAACAAACUAUUUUCCUUCUUUCAUCGCGCGACAACCUCAAUUAUGCAUUGAGAAUGAA